CACAGGGAGCUCUUUGAUCUCGAACGUGACAGAGAUCAAAGUAACAGUAAGCGAAACUGCCAUCCUUUAUGCAAAGAGCUGUAAGUAUCAACCUAGGUCAAUUAGACUGCAAUAGAUCCACGCCGAGUCAACUUCAGUCACUGCCACUUAGUAUCUUAACUUGAUGGACGCUGUUGAAAAAGCCAACACGGAGAGGCAAAAACGAUGGGUAAAAGACCGGAAAGUCGGUGAGGGUACAUACGCUGUCGUGUACCAAGGUCGAGAAGCAUCAACAAGCCGUAAGGUCGCUAUCAAGAAGAUAAAAGUUGGACAAUUCAAAGAUGGGCUCGACAUGUCUGCCAUCCGAGAGGUCAAAUAUCUACGAGAGCUUCACCAUCAGAAUGUCAUCGAGCUUCUGGACGUCUUUUCUUCAAAAACGAAUCUUAACUUAGUUUUGGAGUUCUUGGAUAGCGACCUUGAGAUGAUAAUCCAGGACCGGUCACUCGUCUUCCUUCCCGCAGAUAUAAAGGCAUGGAUGGCGAUGACCUUGCGUGGGCUUGAAUUUUGCCAUAGAAACUUCAUGCUUCACCGUGAUCUGAAGCCCAACAACUUGCUUAUCGCAUCUGACGGACAACUCAAAAUCGCUGAUUUUGGUCUGGCAAGAGAUUUCGCAGACCCAGGACAUAAAAUGACAUGUCAAGUCAUCACUCGAUGGUAUCGACCACCCGAACUACUGUUCGGCUGUCGGUACUAUAGCUCGGCCGUCGAUAUAUGGUCUGUAGGCUGUAUAUUCGCUGAGCUCAUGUUGAGAACCCCGUACCUUCCCGGUGAGAGCGACAUGGACCAACUCAAAACCAUCUUCCGGGCACUUGGAACGCCCACAGAAGAGGACUGGCCGGGUCACACAAAACUGCCAGAUUACGUGCCAGUAGGACAGUUCCCAAGAACGCCCCUUCGCGACCUCUUCACCGCCGCGUCUGGAGACACGCUGAAUCUUCUUAGCAGGUUCCUCGUGUAUGAGCCACGACGGCGCAUCAGCGCAAGAGACGCUCUUAACCACGCUUACUUUUUCGCCUUGCCACACCCAUCGCAUCCCUCCAAACUCCCGAAACCCGCCGCUCAAACCUCCCGCCCCCUCGAGGAACUCGAUGGUAACGUUGACACGGCCAGUACCGGACCAGGCGUCAAAGCCAAUGCACCCAAUAAACUUAAACGGAAACUGACGUCCCCCGAUGGUACCGACCUGAGACCGCUCGCUCGCAGAUUAGACUUCACUCAACAUGCAAAACACUCAUGAUCACACUGUAUUGACGACCAAUAACUCCUCCCCUCGCACCUCCAUUGGUUAUGUACAUAACAACUAAGCUAGAGUGGCUUUGUACGAAAUGGUGGAAUAUGUAUGAACUAAAAUUUGUUGGUAGUGGAUAAAAACAAAC
Molecule: messenger RNA, 1415 nt
Organism: Suillus paluster
Lineage: Eukaryota; Fungi; Basidiomycota; Agaricomycetes; Boletales; Suillaceae
Product: CMGC/CDK/CDK7 protein kinase
Exons: 7
Coding region: 164-1276 (370 amino acids)
Biological process (GO): positive regulation of transcription by RNA polymerase II; protein phosphorylation
Cellular component (GO): nucleus; cytoplasm; transcription factor TFIIK complex
Molecular function (GO): ATP binding; cyclin-dependent protein serine/threonine kinase activity; RNA polymerase II CTD heptapeptide repeat kinase activity
Source: RefSeq, a predicted model, not a curated record